Messenger RNA from Rhineura floridana, 2025 nucleotides. Its product is annotated as vomeronasal type-2 receptor 26-like. The transcript has 4 exons. Gene Ontology annotation, molecular function: G protein-coupled receptor activity. The record is from RefSeq and is a predicted model, not a curated record. Gene Ontology annotation, biological process: G protein-coupled receptor signaling pathway. Gene Ontology annotation, cellular component: membrane. Bases 1 to 2025 code for a protein of 674 amino acids. NCBI's taxonomy places the organism in Eukaryota, Metazoa, Chordata, Lepidosauria, Squamata, Rhineuridae.
AUGGCUGAUGAAAGUGGAGAAUUAUUUCUGAAGAAUCUACUACCAAUGCUGUCUGAGAAUGGCAUCUGUCCUGCCUUCACAGAGAAAAUUUCUCCAAUAAUAUUUCUGGAUGACUUCUUUAAAAUGCAAGCAAAGUGGAACAACACUUUUGUAGAUAUUAUGCAAAAUAAAGCCAAUGCUGUUGUUGUCCAUGGGGAAAACAAGGCUAUGCUAUGUUUGAGAGUGCUGCUGCAUGAAGGAGAAAGUGACUCUAAGAAACCAUUUGGAAAAGUGUGGAUUAUGGCUUCCCAGUUGGAUAUAACAGCACUCCCCAUUUAUAAGGAUUGGAGUAUAGAAGCCUUCCAUGGAGCCUUAGCCUUCACAGCCCACUCACAUGAGGUGCCGGGUUUCCACAGCUUUCUUCAGAACUUAAGGCCUGAUUUGGCCAAGGGAGAUAGCUUCAUCCGAAUAUUCUGGGAGCAAGCAUUUGGCUGUUCAUUUCUAAGUUCCAGUCUUUAUGAGCAUGAUGAGAUAACCUGCACUGGGGAAGAGAGGCUGGAGAGCCUUCCUGGGCCUUUCUUUGAAAUGAGCAUGACUGGCCAUAGCUACAGUAUCUACAAUGCUGUCUAUGCUUUGGCAAAUUCUGUAAAUGCCAUGUACUCAUCCAGAUCCAUUCCUAGUGUAAUGGUAGCCAGAAGGAAGCUAGACCAUAGGAACAUACAUCCAUGGCAGCUUCAUCCUAUUCUGAGGAACAUCUCAUUUAACAACAGUGCUGGAGAAACAGUGCAUUUGAAUGAGAAUGGGGAACUGACCAUGGGAUUUGAUAUCAUAAACGUGAUAACUUUUCCCAAUACUUCCUACAGAAGAGUAAAAGUUGGAAAGAUGAAUCCUUGGGUUCUUCCAGGCAAUGAUUUCAGCAUUGAUGAAAGCGCCAUUACGUGGCCCAGAAGCUUUAAUCAGGUGGAAUGUGACUAUAUUCUUAUGUUGUAUAGGAUAAUUGAAGAAGGAGCAUUGGUGAUGCCCCUUUCUCUCUGCAAUGACAAGUGCCGUCCUGGUUAUCAAAAGAGAAAGAAGGAAGGGAAGCCAUUUUGCUGCUAUGAUUGUGUGCCAUGUCCAAAAGGGAAGAUUUCUCACCAGACAGACACAGUUUCCUGUUCCUCAUGCCAGGAAGAUUGUUAUCCAAACAAAGAACAAAAUCUGUGCAUUCCCAAAACAGAAACCUUCUUGUCUUAUGAGGAGCCAUUGGGGAUGAGUCUAGCAAUAUUGGCACUUUUAUUUUCUUUUAUCACAGCUCUGGUGCUACGAACCUUUAUAAAGCACCACAACACUCCCAUUGUCAAAGCCAACAACCGGGAUCUCACCUACACUCUCCUCAUCUCUCUCCUCCUUUGCUUCCUUUGCACAUUGCUCUUCAUUGGUCAUCCUGGGAAGAUGAAGUGUCUGCUCCGUCAAGUGGCAUUUGGCAUGGUCUUCUCAGUGGCGGUGUCUUGUGUGUUAGCAAAAACCGCCACAGUGGUUCUGGCUUUUAUGGCCACCAGACCUGGAAGCAGCAUGAGGAAAUGGGUGGGGAAAAGAGUGACUAACUCCAUUGUUCUUCUCUGCUCCAUUAUUCAAGCAGUCAUUUGCACUGUAUGGCUGGUAAUGAGUCCUCCAUUUCCAGAUGCUGACAUGAACUCAGUGGCUGAAGAAAUUGUAAUGGAAUGUCAUGAGGGUUCUGAGGCUAUGUUUUAUUGUGUCCUUGGUUAUAUGAGCUUCCUGGGUUUUCUGAGCUUCACUGUGGCUUUUCAGGCCAGGAAGUUACCUGACAGUUUUAAUGAAGCCAAGCUGAUCACUUUCAGCAUGGUGACCUUUUGCAGUGUGUGGCUGUCCUUUGUUCCAACCUACCUGAGCACUAAAGGAAAAUACAUGGUAGCUGUGGAGAUCUUCUCCACCUUAGCCUCUAGUGCUGGCCUGCUUAGUUGUAUCUUCCUCCCUAAAUGCUACAUUAUUGUGCUUAGGCCAGAACUGAACAAAAGAGAACAGCUAAUAAUGAGAAAAUCAAUCUAA